UGCACGCGCAGUUCAGAGUGGGCGUGACGUUGGUUCGGGCAGGGAGAAAAGCAAAACAAUCGUUUGAGCUAUUCCCUUUACCGGCUGUAUUUUGGGUUGUUUUAGACUGGUAGUACUAUUUAGUGCCUCCGCCGAAAUAACUGGGCUUUGUAGUCAGCAGAGUCAUUUUAAAUGUAUCUUUCCUUGUUAGGCUGUAGAAUCUGCCGACAUCUUAUCCUUCUUUAGAUGCACUUGGCCUGUUUGAAAAUGACUUCGAAGCGCCUCCUCGAUAAGAACCCAGCCGGCGUGAGAGGGAGCGGCGCCGGUAGCAUCGGGUAUGCGGGAAACUACUGCACUAAACACAGCGAGCAUUUUGCAGCGAAGACAGGCGGAGUCAUCACCAGAAAGAAAUCACCCGUAACGGUAAACGGGAUUGACACCCAAAUAGUGGAUACGUGCUCCCUGCAAGAGCCUAGCAAAGAAACGUGUCCUAGUGGAAACCAGUUGGCUUCAGGUCGAGAGAAGCACUACACCAAAAAAAAGACCAUCUAUGCAAGUGAGGAGGAUCAGAGGGAGGUGGGUCCAGGAGAGGUCCUGAAGUGCAGAAGUUUUACUCAUCGCUUGAUCCUGAAUGGACAAAGGCAAGAGGACCACAUGCAAGUGGAGUCCAUAAUUUCAUUAAGGAGCAUGUUGCCACUGUGUGUUACAGAUGUUUCAGCAGAGGAGAUCUAUGCAUCCUCUCAUAUCCCUGUCCCUCGCAACAGGAAGCCCUCAGGCCAUGCUGAUAAGGAGGUGAUGGCAGCUACUGUCUUGACCACUCUGUCCACAAGCCCUCUGGUGCUCAACCCUUCCUCUGGUGCCUCAGGUGGAGUAUCGGAGACAUCCAGCAGGGGAUGGAAGGAGAGUCUGUCAGCCAGCUACAGCAGCUCCACCAGUGGAAACUGGAGCUGGGAUGCCAGCGACCAGUCAGUGCCCAGCACACCAUCCCCACCCCUCUCCAAUGAUGUCAACAAGAGCUUCCUGAUCUACUCACAGGGAGAGGACAACAUUGAGGAGGCAGAGAGCACCCACUUCCUGUUUGAGGACCCUAUUCCCCGGAAACGUAAGAACUCGAUGAAGGUGAUGUUCAAAUGUUUGUGGAAGAACUGUGAAAAGGUCCUUAGUACUUCCUCAGGGAUCCAGCGGCACAUCCGCACCAUACACCUGGGGCGGAAUGGAGAUUCUGACUACAGUGAUGGUGAGGAGGACUUCUACUACUCAGAGAUUGAGGUGAACAUGGACACUCUGUCUGAAGGGCUGUCGAACCUCACACCGACCUCGCCCACCACCACUGGCCCGCCCCCUGUCUUUCCGCUUGCCAAUGACAUGGUGCAAUCCAAGUCUGCCACUGUGAUCCACAGUCCACUCAGCCAGUCAGCUCCCUCCACACUGUGCCAUAUCCGCACUGACCAUGCCUACCAGGCCACUGCUCCUGUCAGCAUUCCUACCGUGUCCUCCGAGCCACUGCACAACCACAGCGCCAUCAGUGUCUCCUGGCAGUCACCUUCCAUUAUCUUUAAAAGCCAACCAGGUGCAGUAACUCAUGUUGGCAUUUUGAGCACUGGGGAGAAGAGACAGACUGUCACACAUGCCGUCAGCAAGACACACACCACCACCAUAUCUACACCCAAAGCCAGCACUGGAACCAGAAAACCCCGGGGAGAAGCGAAGAAGUGUCGCAAAGUGUAUGGAAUGGAGAAGAAAGAUCUGUGGUGCACGGCAUGCCGCUGGAAGAAAGCCUGCCAGCGCUUCACUGACUGAUUUUACCCUUUCUCUUGCAUAUAUAACAGGCUCUUCUAAAAUCAGUGUCUGAAUCACUGACUCACUGUUGACCCCCUCUUGUGCACCAUAAAGGACUCCACUCCUUGAGGACUCUCAGAAUUAGGUAAGGGGCUUUUCUAGCAAGUGAGCUGUUUUAUGUCCUCCACACCGCAGCAAACAGUAAAACACAUUUCACUCUUGUGAAACAUUGCAAAAAAAAAAAAAAAAAAAAAGUUGGAAAAAUACAGUAUGCAUUAGCUUUUGCAGCACUACUCAAGCAAGAUUUUUUUGUUCUCUUUCUGUCAAGAAAAAAAAUUCUAAAAAAAAAAAAAAGAUACUAAGCUAAUGCAGUUUUAUAUAUAUAUAUAUAUAUAAUAUAUAUAUAUAUAUACAUACACACACACACAUACACACAAAUACACACCGAUCAGACAUAAUUAAAACCACUGACAGGUGAAUAACAUUGAUAUAGCAUUGAUUGUCUAAAAACGGCAGCUCUUGUGGGGUGUUCGUGAUAUGCAGUGGUUAGUACCCACCAAAAGUGGUCCAAGGAAGGACACCCGCUGACAGGCUCAUGGGCGCCCAAAGCUCAUUGAUGCGUGUGGGGAGUGAAGGCUAGCCCGUCUGGUUUGAUCCCACAGAACAGCUACUGUAGCACAAAUUGCUGAAAAAGUUAAUGCUGGCUAUAAUAGAAAUGUGUCAGAACACCCAGUGCAUCGCAGCUUGCUGUAUAUGGGGCUGUGUAGCCACAGACCAGUCAGAGUGCCAUGCUGACCCCUGUUCACCACCGAAAGCGCCUACAAUGGGCACGUGAGCAUCAGAACUUGACCAUGGCGCAAUGGAAGAAGGUGGCCUGGUCUGAUAAAUAAUAAUAUAUAAAUAAUCUGAUAAAUAAUAAUCUGAUAAGAGAUGGCACCAGGAUGCACUAUGGGAAGAAGGCAAGCAGGUGGAGGCAGUAUGAUGCUCUGGGCAAUGCUCUGCUGGGAACCCUUGGGUACUGGCAUUCAUGUGGUUGUUACUUUGACACAUACCACCUACCUAAACACUGUUACCGACUAAAUUCACCCCUUCAUGGCAACGGUAUUCUCUAAAGGCAGUGGCCUCCUUCAGCAGGAUAAUGCGCCCUGCCACAAAUUGUUCAGGAAUGGUUUGAGGAACAUGACAGUGUUCAAGGUGUUGACUUGACCUCCAAAUUUCCCAGAUCUCAGUCCGAUCGAGCAUCUGUAGGAAGUGCUGGAUAAACAAAUCCGAUCCAUGGAGGCCCCACCUCAUUUCUUACAGGACUUAAAGAAUCUGCUGCUAACCUCUUGGUGCCAGAUACCACAACAUACCUUCAGACAUCUUGUGGAGUCCAUGUCUCAACGGUCAGAGCUGAUUUGGCGGCAAAAAGGGGACUUACACAAUAUUAGUCAGGUGGUUUUAAUGUUAUGGCUGAUCUGUGUGUGUGUGUGUGUGUAUGUAUAUAUAUGUGUAUAUAAAUAUAUAAUUAAUAUAUAUAUAUAUAUAUAUAUAUAUAUAUAUAUAUAUAUAUAAAAUUGUAAGCAGCAAAUUUCUUUGAAGUUUUUUUUUUGUUGACAAUUUCUAAUCACUAUUGAAUGGUAGACUUUAUACAGUCCAUUUUAUAUUGAGUUGUUUAAGCAGGCCUAAAGUUCAUGCCUUUUGUUUAACCUCUGAAUGAGCUUUGAAGCUUUGAAGCUUUGAAUCUAUCAGUAUAAUUUCUUUAACCAAAGGUGAAGACUCUCAAUCAGAAUAUGUCCAGAAUUCUGCUCUCUCUGGAGUUUAGGCUUUAUUUAAUUUUCAAUUUGUGUUUUUGCCUUACUCAAACAGAUAAAACCAUCUUCCUGAAUCUUACUGAGAUCAUGGCUAUCAUGAUGAUGGAGCAAAUGAUGCUCAUAAGUUUCAUGUAGCUUUAACCAUGAAAAGAAAUGUUAUUUUAAGACUCUCCUGACAUGUCAAAAUGGAUAUGAUGCACCUUAUUAGAAUUCUCUCAGAAGUUUGUUAUAGUGAGAAAAUGUAAAUUAACCUUCAUAAAAAAUCAGGUUCAUUUUCUGAUAAAUUUUGCACCAGCUAUUUUAUCCUUGUCAUACAAAGUGAAAACAGAUCUCUCAAUUAUUUUUGAUAAACUGGUAUUUUUGUAGUGAACUACAGUGUUAAUUUAAAGGCGAGCAUGUUGACAGGUACAGCUCACUGUAGAAUGUGAUUUGUAGAUAUGUGUAUAUAAGUAUAGCUGUACUCCACUGUGAUCUUAUGAAUUGGUUAUGAGCGUGCCUGUUCGUUCUCCUCAGUGACCAAACAGGACUUUCAGUAGUGAGUGGCCACUAUUUGGUCAAUACUAAACAUGAGACCAGAGUCUCAGCCUAAAAGUGUAUUUCUCCAGAUUUUUGCAUAUAAAAAUGGCCACAGAUUUAAAAGGUGAUGGAGCUUUUUCUGGCAAAAUACUUGUUUGAUACCUCUUUGAAUGUAGACAUCGCCAUAUAUUCCACUGUGCUAGCUCUUCUCACACUCUCUCUGUCUUUCUUUCUGCUGCCAGCCAGACGAGCAUGGCUGCAAAUGAUGACUGUUCACUUGUGCACACGCGCGCACACACACACGCACACACACACACACACACAAGAAGGGGUGCCAUCUUCCCCAGCUCUAAUCUAUCUCUAGGAUUUCACUUAUCAGAGUUCCUACUGAUAUCCUAAAAUUGUUUUGGUAAACUCUCUUAAUGAUCUUAAAUCUUAAUAUCGCAGUUGUUUGCCUCUUUGCCUGUCAGACAUCCUGCCCGAUCUAAGCACACAGCAGGCUGAUCUUGUCUUUGUGGUGAAAGAGAGUGGUUCCCUCUGGUGCUUGUAACUUUCACUAAGUGCCAAUGAGAAGAACAAAGAGAGUUUUUUUUUGUUGUUUUUGGUUUUUUUUACUAAAAGAACUAAAAGAAUUGCACUAACUUGUACUGCACACAAACAUUAUUUUUAUGUGGCAUUUUUAUAUGGAUAAAUUGAAGUUUUAAAAAAGAGUAAAGAACAGAGUAACUGGCCUUACUUUUGAACUAUAGGUUCAGGGAUGGAGGCUACACACAGGCUCCACAACAAUAAGCUUAACAAUAAACUUUCUUGGUGGUACCUACAACAUCAUGCUUGUUAUUGGAUUGGCCUGCAUUUCCUCUUGUCCAGAGUACUUGUAUGUGGAGUGUCACUGCUUUUAUUUUCUCUUUUCUGUUUAUCAGCCACAGCUUUGUCAGCUUUUGGCAAAACUUCUCUCCAUGAGAAACUUUCCUCAAUGUUGACCCCCUAACCCACUAAUCAGCAUUGUGCAUUGACUGCUGCUGACUUAUGAAUCUCUCACACACACACACACACACACACACACACACACAGACACACACACACUUCACACCGUGACCCUGACCAGGCUUUGAAGUCUUUGUCAAAUCCUCAUGCUAGUUCACUCAGUCUAAGAACCCUGUAUCUAUCCCAUGAAAUACAGCUCCCCCACAAACUACAGGAUAUAAUCAGGAUCUGAGUGCAUCAGCAAGCAAAACAUUCACAAAAAUUCCCUUGAGAUGUUACUAGUGACAGCUGCAUGGACAGUUAGGCAACUCACUGUCAUAAUCUAUAUAUCAGUUCAUGAAGAAAGAGAGACAUAAGGUGAAUCAAACAUUGGCUAUCUGAGUGAGGGUAAAGAGAUUGUAGCUGACUUCUUGGAACCCUCAACUUUUAAAUAAUUAUUUAGUUAUUAAUAGUUAUUCUUUGUUUGGGACAGCAGAGUGGUGACUGGUGAUGCAGCAGAACAGGCAGGUUUGUCAGCUUUGCUCAGAACAUCUCUCCAUGAGGACCUUUCCUCAGUUUUGACCCCCUCACCCACUAAUCUGAAGCUACACUUCAUGUACAUUGACUGCUGCUGACUUAUGAAACACACACACACACACACACACACACACAUACAUGUGUGUGUGUAUAUAUAUAUAUAUAUAUAUAUAUAUAUAUAUAUAUAUAUAUAUAUAUAUAUAUACACAUACAUAUUAUAGUAACUCCUUGGUCUCCUGGAUGAGAUGAUUCAUCUACAUAUUUCAUGGGGAAGAUGCACAUGAGAGGGUGAUUUUGGUAUUGAGGAAGAUAUUGAGGAAGGGCUCUGUUGAUAUUGAGGAAGGGAAAGAGAGAAUGAAGCAUGAUACAGUGACACUUCAAAUGCAGGUAGUGGUGUUCAGUUUCAGUGUUGUUUGAAACCUGAAAAUGCAGUUCACAUUUUUAUUCUUUUAUAUUCUGGCUCAUUUGCCAUGGCUGUUUUUAUAAUCUUAAGUAGAAAAUUAAAAUUGUAAGAAAAUGUUUUUUGUUUUCUUUUUUAACUGAAGAUCUAGUGAAGAUACAAUGUAAUUCAACAUUUUAUGUUGGGUUCAAGUGGAAAAUCAACAAUGAAUGUAAAAUCUUCAAAAGGAAAUGCCUAUAAACACCUGUCACUGUUGAUAGAGCUGCAUUCUGAUAUCUCGGCGACGUUUACAGUCGGAGACUAUAUCUAUAUGUUUUCGGUGAAAAAGACCUAAAGCUUUCACAUGACAUGAAUGAGAGUGCCGUUUAGUGGUAAGAGAACUAGUCGGAUUUUAUUGUAAAUAGGAUGCAGUGUUUAAAUCUUACAGAAUGCAGCUUUAACGUUCCAUCACCUUUUCUGUAGCCUUGCAUUAUGCACAUCGUUUAUCACUUAUUUUAGCAUAACAGUAGUGAGAACCUAUCAGUGUUUUGCUUCAGUUUUUUUUUCUGUUGUCAGUUAAAAUGCUUUAAAUCUGUUUCUCUCUCCAAAUAGUGUUUUUUUUUCUGUGAGCUUAAGUCAGAGUAUAUAUUUGUCUACUAUUGCCAGGCAGGAGAUGCUUAAACUAGUGAGUUUAUUUUUCUGCAUUUUAAGUUGGUCCUGUCCUGCACAUUCCGACAGACUGCUUAUUUGUGUUUGUCUGUCUCCUCGCUCAUAGUGUCACUGUCUGUCUGUCUGUCUGUCUGUCUGUCUGUCAGGCCUUACCCAGGAAAUUAAGCUAAACACCCAAUAAAUGUGCAGUUUCACUUUGCAUUUUUUAAAAACAUUUUUAGAUAUUACAGAGCAAAUGGAAUGUAAUGAAAUGUAACAGAGCAAACAGCUUUCAGUGAUUAAAAAACAAACAAAUGUGUAAUCAUUUUAAUGAGUUUUACUGAGCACAGUCUUUAUUGUGUCUUUUGCUUUCGAUCUUUAUUUUUAGUUUAUUUUGUCAAUUGACCCAGUUGGCCUUUUUCAGAAACAACCGCUCUUUGAUGUUUUCACUGGUCUGUUUGGGUUGAUAUUUUCUGCAUGUCCUCUGUACGGUCAUACUUUAUUGGAAACAUUUUUGUGAUGUGUCUGAAGUUCACUGUUGUGAGCAGAGUGUGAAAGACGUGAUUGUGUGGAUGGAUAUGUAGCUUAUGUUUGACAAGCUCUAUGAGGAAAAUAUGAUUUAUAUGGAUGUAAUGUGAUUAAAUCUAGAUUUCAGAAGGA
Molecule: messenger RNA, 7254 nt
Organism: Pangasianodon hypophthalmus (striped catfish)
Lineage: Eukaryota; Metazoa; Chordata; Actinopteri; Siluriformes; Pangasiidae
Gene: slc2a4rg
Product: SLC2A4 regulator
Exons: 9
Coding region: 226-1779 (517 amino acids)
Biological process (GO): regulation of transcription by RNA polymerase II
Cellular component (GO): nucleus
Molecular function (GO): RNA polymerase II cis-regulatory region sequence-specific DNA binding; DNA-binding transcription factor activity
Source: RefSeq, a predicted model, not a curated record